AGAGCGAGGAGAGGCCUGUGAGGAACACUGACGGCGACAGAAAAUAGCAAGAAGACUGAGUUGUUUGGGGAGAUACAAUCCAGGACGGGGCAGAGGACGCAGCACUCCAUCUAAUGCGCCAACAAUUACAAUUCUGGAGACGAGUUAGUGAGAGAAUAUAGUAGACAGAGGUUCCAGGUGUUCACAGAUCAUACGGAAUAAGAUCUAUGGAAAUUUAUAGGGUGAACCAAGGACCCCGGCAUUGAUCCCCAUUCUAUGGCUAGAAUCCACACGGGAGUAUUCAUUUCUGAUUCCCUAUAGGAUUGUUACAUACUGUGACUCCUGCGGCCAUCCGGCAUCAACCAAGACCCUAUAACGCUACAUCUACUUCCUAGUGACUGGUCGCCGAACUUCACGAAAUCCCAUAUUUAAUUCCGAGGGGGAAAACAAAAAAAAGGAAUUUGAGGCAUUAUUGGUUUAAGAAUUAUGGAUCACAAUUUCAUGACUCGUCACUGACAGAAGAUAAGAAGAUGGUGUCUCGUCUUGUCUCCCUUGGUCUCCUCAUUGGGGUCUGCUUGGCCGAACCAGAUGCUCAUUUUGAUCCAUCUAGUUGCCGGUAUGCCUUGGGGAUGCAGGACAGGACCAUCCAUGAUGAGGACAUCACAGCGUCCAGCGCAUGGUCUGACUCUACAGAAGCCAAGCACAGCAGACUGGAAAGCAACGAUGGCGACGGCGCCUGGUGCCCAGCUGGGCCCGUCUAUCCUAGCAAUGAAGAAUAUCUUCAGAUAGACCUGAGGAGCCUGUAUUUCCUCACCCUUGUCGGAACGCAAGGUCGAGACAGUGGAGGACUGGGCAAAGAAUUUGUCCGACAUUACCAGCUACGUUACAGCAGAGACGGUUACAAGUGGGCGCAGUGGAGGGAUCGGUGGGGGAAUGAGGUGAUAGUUGGAAACGAGAACACACAUGACCUUGUGUUGAAGGACCUGGGACCCCCAGUUAUUGCCCGCUAUGUCCGGUUCUACCCCAUGGCUGAUCGAGUCAUGAGCGUCUGCUUGAGAGUGGAACUAUAUGGAUGUGUUUGGCAAGAUGGACUCCGCUCAUACACCUCUCCACCUGGGGACAUCAUGAACCUUGGAUCAGGGUUGGGGAUGGUCAAUCUAAAUGACUCCACAUAUGAUGGAUUUACAGUCGGAGGGUUGCAUUAUGGAGGAUUAGGUCAGCUGACCGAUGGCGUUAUUGGGGCAGAUGAUCUCCUCCAGCACAAAGAGCAGGGUGUCUGGCCUGGGUACGAUUAUGUUGGUUGGAAUGAGGCCAAUUUCCCAUCCGGAUACCUGGAAAUGGAGUUUGAGUUUGAUGCUCUGAGAUCAUUUACAUAUAUGAGGGUACACGCCAAUAACAUGCACUCCAGAGGGGUCCAAGUCUUCCGCCGUGUGGACUGUUACUUUAAGCGCACCUUGCAUCUUCCCUGGGACCCCACUCCGGUCACUCUAUCUCUGGCAAUGGAUGUCCGCGACCCAAGCGCCCGGACUGUCACCAUGCCCCUGUCCGGCAGGCUGGCCAGAAUCCUGCGCUGUCAUUAUUACUUCUCCAGCCCGUGGCUGCUCUUCAGCGAAAUCUCAUUUCUUUCUGAUGUUCUGGACUCAUCAGAACCAGAGGACCCAAGUCCCCUCCCCCAGCCACGGGAAGCCACGCUGCAACCUCCCACAACAGAGGUGCCACAGGGAACCAGCCAGAAAACUGUGCAGACUACCGUAGGCAGCUCCAGCGAAAGUGUUCAUGAAGCUGUAAGUGUUAACCGGUUAAACCUACCAAUUGUGAAGGACGAGAGCAGCAAUACCUCUAUUCUGAUUGGCUGCCUGGUGGUCAUAAUCCUGCUCCUAUUGGUCGUCAUUAUCCUUAUUCUGUGGAGGCAGCGCUGGAAGAGAUUGCUGGGGAAGGCCCAGCACCGUCCCUCAGACAGCGAUCUCACCGCCCACCUGUCCCUUCCCUCUGACACCGUAGUGAUCAACAACACCCAGAACCUUUCGCUGUCGUCUAGACAUGGCAGCCGCUACGAGCGCAUCCUAACCUCAGAGGGGGAGUACCAAGAGCCGAACCACAACCCCCUUGCCAAGAUGGCUACCCUGUGCCCAAAUUCUGACGGGGCAGCUCUGCUGUUAAACAACCCAGCCUAUGAGCUCCUGCUUUCCACCUACAGCCGGCCAAUCACAGAGCCUGGUGGCGCGCAGGCUAAGCCAAUCAACAGCCAGGAUGGUGGCUACAGAGAACUUGGGACCCCUAAGCUGCCCAUGGUGGUCCCCCCAAGUGUCCCUCACUAUGCAGAAGCCGAUAUAGUUACCCUGCAGGGGGUGACAGGGGGUAAUACCUACGCUGUGCCUGCCCUGACCGCUGACACUCUCACCUCCAAAGAGCUGCCCCUCAGCAAAUUCCCCCGUGGGCACCUUCUAUUUCGGGAGAAGCUGGGGGAAGGGCAGUUUGGGGAGGUUCAUCUGUGUGAGGUUGUGAAUCCCCAAGAGCUGCCGGUUCUCCAGUUCCCAUUCAACAUGCGCAAAGGGCAGAGUCUUCUUGUGGCGGUGAAAUUACUUCGGGCCGAUGCCAAUAAAAAUGCCAGGAGCGAUUUCUUAAAGGAACUGAAGAUCCUGUCCCGUCUGAGCGACCCUCACAUCAUCCGCCUGUUGGGGGCCUGUCUGGAUGAGGACCCCCUGUGCAUGAUAACCGAGUACAUGGAGAACGGAGACCUCAACCAGUUUCUUAGUUCCCACGAAUUGGCCGAGGAGGACGAGCGUAUGGAGGAUGGACACAAUCCUCCCUGUAUCAGUUACCCCAGCCUCCUCUAUGUGGCCCUGCAGAUCUGCUCUGGUAUGAAGUAUCUCUCCUCACUUAACUUUGUUCACCGGGACCUCGCCUCUCGAAACUGCCUGGUGGGCGAAAACCUCACCAUUAAGAUAGCCGACUUCGGAAUGAGCCGCAACUUGUACGCCGGAGAUUACUACCGCAUACAGGGCCGGGCGGUACUGCCGAUACGGUGGAUGGCCUGGGAGUGUAUACUGAUGGGUAAAUUCACCACCGCCAGCGACGUCUGGGCCUUUGGCGUGACGUUAUGGGAGAUUUUCAUGUUGUGCAAAGAGCAGCCGUACGGAGAGCUGAACGAUGAAGACGUCAUUGACAAUGCUGGGGAGGUUUUCAGAGACAGUAAGAAACAGAUCUAUCUCUCCCGGCCCCCGCCCUGUCCUCAAUCCCUCUACGAGAUAAUGCUGCAGUGCUGGGCCAGAGACUGCAGGGAGCGGCCAUCUUUCCAGGAUAUCCACGCUCUGCUCACCUCUCACGCCCUCUGCUGCUCGACCGUGGAAGUGAAAGAGUAACCCUGCCACCAUACAGGACACUUUACAUCGCCUAUGUCAUCGUUUUAACCCCAUACUGCCAUGUCUGUUCCUAUAGCCAGCCAUUCUUAUCUAUACGGCCUAUGGGACAUAAGGAGACUUCAUGUGUUCAUCCUCCUCUUCAAGCCUUCAUCCCAGACAACUAUUCCGCUGCCACGUGUCUUCUCAGCCUGUCAUACACACUGGAUAUCCCAGGGUAGACCUAUAUGAUCUACUUGUGCAUACAAUGUGAAACGCCGGAUUCGGAUCCAUAUACAAGCUAUACUCCGUACACUGGAUUUGUCAGGACAAUAUGGUGGCCCAUUCAUGGAGCUUAUCAUCCUAUAAACUCACCACAAUGGAGUCCACCCUCUUCAUAUGUCCCCUGCACCAGGGCGCACAGGAUAUGGAACACAGAUUGUGUAAGAGCGCUUAAAGGAAUUGUCCACUUUACACAAGACCUAAUGGGGCAUAGGGAAAUAAUAGAAACGGUCAGUGCUUAAUUUUAGUGUUGAGCGGCAUAAGCCAUAUUCGAAUUCGCGAUAUUUCGCGAAUAUAUGGACGAAUAUUCGUCAUACAUUCACAAAAUGUGCAUAUUCGUAAUAUUCGUGUUUUAUUUUCGCAUAUGCGAAAAUGUGCAUAUGUGAAAAUUAGCAUAUGCAAAAAUGUGCAUAUAUAAAAAUUUGCAUAUGCGAAAAUUCGCAUAUGUGAAAAUUAGCACAUGCGAACAUUUGCAUAUAAAAAAAUUUGCAUAUGUGAAACUUCGCAUAUGCAAAAAUUUGCAUAUGCUGAUUUUUGCAAAUGCGAAAAUUCGCACGCCGGUCUCACACAGUAGUAUUAGAACCUUCUUUACGCCACACAAGCUGGAAGCAGAGAGGGAUGAUCACUGUGAUGUGUACUGUGAAAAAAAAAACGAAUAUUCGUAAUUGCGAAUAUAUAGUGCUAUAUUCGCGAAUAUUCGCGAAUUUGCGAAUAUACUAUAUUCGCAAAUAAAAUUUGCAUUGCGAAUAUUCGCGAGCAACACUAGCGCUUAUUAGAUAGAGUGGACCAUUCUCAAUCUGGAGGAUCUAACAUUAGGGAAGUGUUUCCCAAUCAGGGCGCCUCCAGC
This is a messenger RNA of Hyla sarda, 4446 nucleotides long. RefSeq names its product discoidin domain receptor tyrosine kinase 1 (gene DDR1). Lineage: Eukaryota; Metazoa; Chordata; Amphibia; Anura; Hylidae. Gene Ontology annotation, molecular function: collagen binding; protein tyrosine kinase collagen receptor activity; ATP binding. Gene Ontology annotation, cellular component: signaling receptor complex; membrane. The coding region runs from base 510 to 3341 and encodes 943 amino acids. Gene Ontology annotation, biological process: protein phosphorylation; multicellular organism development; cell surface receptor protein tyrosine kinase signaling pathway. The transcript has 18 exons. The record is from RefSeq and is a predicted model, not a curated record.